This is a messenger RNA of Drosophila arizonae, 1546 nucleotides long. RefSeq names its product cholesterol 7-desaturase nvd (gene nvd). Lineage: Eukaryota; Metazoa; Arthropoda; Insecta; Diptera; Drosophilidae. The record is from RefSeq and is a predicted model, not a curated record. Gene Ontology annotation, cellular component: cytoplasm. Gene Ontology annotation, biological process: cholesterol metabolic process. Gene Ontology annotation, molecular function: 2 iron, 2 sulfur cluster binding; oxidoreductase activity.
UGGCAAAACAACAAACAACGGGACACACACAGAUGCUAACUCUACACUAAAAGUUAAAAAACUAAAUAAAAAAUAAGCAAGAACAAAUAUAAUGGAUUUCGAAAAGAAUAAUUUCCUAUCAUUUCUGUAUGGCUUGAAAUCAAUAAUUAAGUAUGAUCAGUGGCUAAUAAUAUUAUCGCAUAUUGACCUCAAAACAAUUAUUGUGAUUGCUUCACUGAUCUUUCUUUGUGGUUUCCUGUAUUGGUUAGCCUUUGUGCCUCUCAGUUGGAUUAAGGAUAUAGAUCAAACUGGAAGAGGUAUAAAAAGCAACGGAAAAAGGGCGGCAAUCAAUCGAUUAAGAAAAUCGCGAACGAUUGGGGUAAAAGAGUUACCUCCGCCUUACCCGAACGGGUGGUAUGGAAUUCUCGAAUCUUCUAAUCUGAGUCCCGGUGAAUCAACACAUGUAUCCUGCCUAGGAGAACAGUUCGCCGUAUUUCGGACUCUCCAAAAUGAAGUAUUUGUUGUGGACGCAUAUUGCCCACACCUGGGAGCUAAUUUGGGCAUUGGUGGCCGAGUUGUUGGGGACAAUAUCGAAUGUCCCUUUCACCACUGGAGAUUUCGGGGAACUGAUGGAGUGUGUACCAGCAUCCCUUACAGCACUUGCGUACCUCCGGCCACAAAAAUUAAGAAAUGGAUUUCCAAAGAAGCGCAUGGAUACAUAUUUGUAUGGUAUAGUGCAGAAGCUUCUGAAUUGCCUUGGGAUAUUCCAGAAUCAAAGGAGGUGGAAAACAAAACAAUAGUUUACCAAGGUCGCAAUGAGUUCCACGUACGCUGCCAUAUUCAGGAGAUACCGGAAAAUGGAGCUGACCUGGCACACUUCCGGGCAAUUCACAAUGAUAAUAUUAUCACUGGUACCUCUGAUCAGAAGCACAGUAUAUUCAGCUGGCUCGGAUAUCAUCAGUGGCAGGCAAGUUGGAGCCCAUCGGAAGCUAAGCACAUAGGUGAAAUACAGAUGAGCCAUGUGUUUGAAUUAUUUGGAAAGUUUAAAUGCUUUCAAAUGACUAUAAUCGGAAAACAGAUUGGACCCGCAUACGUUCAUCUCACUUUGCACUCACCAUCGAUCGGAAGCUUUCAAAUAUUUCAAACAGUUACUCCAGUAGAGCCUUUGUUACAGAAGGUAGUUCACAGAUUUUAUGGUAACCCAAAGAUUACUGCCUUAAUGAAGUUUCUAAUAUUCGGGGAAACUGUGAUGUUCGAGCGGGAUAUGAAUUUGUGGAAUCAUAAGAUGUAUCGCAGCAACCCACUGCUCGUAGCGGAGGAGUCACCCCUAAAAAAAUUUCGAAAAUGGUAUUCUCAGUUCUACUCGGACAACAGCAAAUCUUUUCAGUCUGCAAAUAGCCAAGAUUGGUAGACGUCGAGCUGCUAUAAGGAAUGAGCUUUGUAUGUAAUUCACAUUAUUAUUAUAGAAAGCUCGAUUGACAAACCCUAUAACUAUAAAUCAUUAAUCAAGUAACAACGUAUCAGUUCUAUAUGUCUUCCUCAGUUUUGGAGCUUACUCACCACAUUU